AUGGCUUCUUCAAAUCCACAAGUAAACAAUAACGCAGAUUUCAGACUUGAGAAUCUGUUCUCAACACGAGGAAAGACUGCCUUAGUAUCUGGUGGUGGCAGUGGUAUUGGUCUUAUGAUUUCUCAAGCUUUGGCUGUCAAUGGUGCACAUGUGUACAUAUUCUCUCGUACACAAGAAAAACUCGACAGGGUUGUUGAAACCUACAACAAAGGGGAUAUAGAUGGUAAAAUAACAGCACUUCAAGGCGAUGUAUCAAGCAAAGAGAGCAUUCAAAAACUCGUCGAGGAGUACUCAAAACAUGAGAGCAAGCUCGACAUUCUUGUUAACAACGCAGGUAUCGCAGGAGAAACUACUACCUUUGAAGCAAAGACAGCUGAGCAGUUGCGUGAUAAUCUCUUCAAUGGGGACUCAUUUGAGAACUGGGAGUCUGUCUAUCGUACCAACGUCACUUCGGCUUAUUUCUUGACUGCUGCUUGUUUGCCGCUCUUGAACAAAUCUACUGAGACUAUAAAAGGCUGGUCUGCAACUGUUCUGAACAUCAUCUCAAUUUCAGGCUCAAUAAAAAUAUCACAACACCAUCCAGCUUACAAUAGCUCAAAGGCAGCUUUCGGGUAUCUCAACAAGGUGCUCGCAAAUGAAUUCGCUUUGAACGGUUUCAAGAUUCGCGUCAACGGUAUCUCACCUGGCGUUUUCCAUUCUGAAAUGACCGCGGGUGAUUCUUCCGCUAACCAAAAAUCAAAGGUUGAGAAUGAAAAGUACAAAAAGCUUCCAAGUGGCCGCGUAGGCGCUGAUAAAGACAUGGCUCAAGCCGUAUUGUUUGCCAUUCUCGACCAGUACCUUAAUGGUCAGUCCAUCAUUGUCGAUGGAGGAUAUCAGAUCACAAAUGGCGGCCAGUAA
Wallemia mellicola CBS 633.66 is the source of this 897-nucleotide messenger RNA. Its product is annotated as NAD(P)-binding protein. The record is from RefSeq and is a predicted model, not a curated record. Lineage: Eukaryota; Fungi; Basidiomycota; Wallemiomycetes; Wallemiales; Wallemiaceae. The transcript has 2 exons. Bases 1 to 897 code for a protein of 298 amino acids.